UUUGAAAAGGUUCAAGGUCGCUAACGAAGGCAGUACACAAUAUAGUUUUGACAUAAGAACUAUAAGAAGUUAUUUAAAGUUUUACACGUAGUGAUGUACUUCGCUGACCCUGGCUAGUGGAUAUAAUUAAGAGGAAUUUAUUUGUUUAAUUAUGAGGAUUACAAAAUAUUCAAAAUGAAUUGGAUGUGUCAUAAAUUUGUGAUUUCUACUUCUGUGAUAUUUUUAUUUUUGUACGAAUUUUCGGAGGAAUUAUCUGGGGAUAGUCAAAAAGAGUUCAACCAAAGAUUUCCAGACAAACCCUUUCCGAACCACAACUUAAUAUAUGAAAGGAAUGUGACUUGUGGUGAACACAGUAGUGGAAGCUUUCCAAGUCUGACAUGGACAUGUGCGGAUGUAAAAGUGAAUAAUUUGCGCAUGGCCUAUGGGUUAUAUGAAGGCAUAGACACAAAAUGUACAGAAACUAAAGGUUUUGAUGAGUUAGCAGAAUUAUGUAGACAAAUGAUGAGAUCUAUAGAAGUCAAAAGAACUCUAUGGGCAGCUAUUGUUAGUAAUGCAUCAUGUGACUUUCACAAUGAAAAUCGUGUUUUACUGAAUCGUACACGGGAGAAUUUCGUGUGGCACGACAUGCCAUCAGGGUUCGGCUGGAUACAUACAAUACAGUGCAUGGCUAUGCGAACGUAACAAAUGUUACAUACAUACAUUCUUGCAGUACAAUCCUGAUUGUGAUUAAUCAGAAAAGUGAUUGCCUUAUUUCAUGAUUGGAUUAUUACAUUAGAUUUAACCAUGACUGUUUUAUUUUUCAUUGCGUAGCAUUCCAUAUGGAUAGAAUUCAGUGUGGAAAACACUAUGAAGACAAUCAACCAGGAAAAGAUAAUUAUUCAAGCAAUCAAUAAUAUACAGUGCUUUAAAUGAUUUGGUUAUGAUAACAUUAUGUGACAACCCAAUAGAGAAUAGCAUUGAAUUUUAUGGAUAAGGGGACAUUUAAACACUGAAAAAAGUUUAGUGCAACCAGGUCAGUCUGAACUGGCCUUUAAGUUACAUUGGUUAUAAUUGUUUCCAUUUUGUAUGUUAUUAAUCAGUUUUAAAUCGGUAGAGUUAUUCCUCCUUUUAGUCAAUCCUUAGCUUUUUAGACCAAGAAAUUAAUGCAACGUUUUUAUUGAUGACUAUAACGUGACUAAGUGCAUACUUUCACAAUCGUUUUUAUCAAUUACCACAUUGCAUUGAAGUUUUAAUUUUUUGCAUCAGUAAAGUUAGGCAACAUUCAUUAUCAAUUCUAUUGAAAUGGCAUAAAUAAUUUAAUGUUUUCAUUGAUGAUACAAAAUUAUAAUCUGCUCAUAUAUAUAUUUUUAGCUGAGAAAGAAAAAUAAAAGGACCUACAAAAAUAAAAUAUCAUGAAUAUGAAACAGACUAUAAAAGUCAUUCAAGAAAAAUGUGUAACUGAUAGUUAUCACAGUCUUAAAUUGUUUUUUAACCUUUGAAGUCAGAUGUAAGGGGAAAUAACUCAUUUCACAACAAAUUUAAGGAUGGGCGAUUUUUUCUUUUUCAAUCAAAAUUAUAUAGUAUCAGUGAAUAAUAUUUUACAGUUCAUUUGGUGAAUUUGAUAAUC
Mytilus trossulus (common blue mussel) is the source of this 1606-nucleotide messenger RNA. RefSeq lists its product as uncharacterized. The transcript has 4 exons. The record is from RefSeq and is a predicted model, not a curated record. Lineage: Eukaryota; Metazoa; Mollusca; Bivalvia; Mytilida; Mytilidae. Bases 175 to 681 code for a protein of 168 amino acids.